Messenger RNA from Durio zibethinus, 3981 nucleotides. NCBI's taxonomy places the organism in Eukaryota, Viridiplantae, Streptophyta, Magnoliopsida, Malvales, Malvaceae. The record is from RefSeq and is a predicted model, not a curated record.
GAGUUUUUAAAGCUCUAUGCUGCUUAUCCAAGGAAGAGGCUGAAACCGGAGAGAGCGCCCGGAAUCUUCGAAGGAAUGUCGCCAAGCGACGUUGAAGUUAUGGGAAGUAAAGAAAAUUGCGGUUUUGCUGCGAAGCAAGUUGAAGGGAGAAAUGGGGAGGAACAAGAGGAGGAAAAUAGUGAUAUGGGUGGAGAGAAAGCUGGGAAAGUGGAAGGAAAAGAGAAGGGAAUUGAAGGGAAGGAGAAGAAAAGUGGGGAUUUGAAAGGGGAAGAUGAAGGGGCUGCUUUAAAGAAGCCUAAUAAAAGAGGUAGAAAGAAGCAAGAGACAGUUUCUUCGAAAAGGGGCAAAAAGGAGAUUGUGGAAGAGGGAAAUGUGGAAGGAAGUUUGGAUUUUGUGGCUGAGAAAGGGGAAGAAGGUGGGGAGAAAUUGGAUGAAAAUGGGGUUCAACUUAAAGGUAAGAAAAGGGUGAUUUCUGUUGAGAAUCUAGAGGUAUCAAAUGGAGAAGAUGGAGCUAGUAGGAAAGAGAAAGUUGAUUUGGGUGCUGCUGGUAAUGUGCAAGGAAAUAGUGGGGAUGUUUCCAAGAGGAGACUGAGAGCAGUUGCUAAGAAGGUUAGUUAUGUUGAUGUUCAAGAAGAUGAAUAUGAAUGGCCUUUGGCAAGGAAGCGUGGACGAAACGGUAGGAAGAAAAGGAAAGUUGUUAAAUCUGAAGGUCAAGAAGAUGGUUAUAAUGGGUAUGGAGAUAAUGGGAUACCUGCAAAGAAGCGAGGAAGAAGGGGUAGGCCAAGAAAACAAGUUUCCGAGAGUGAAGGCAAUGAAGGGAAAGAUGUAGAGGAGGUAGGUAAAGAAGAGCAAGGCGCUGAUUUAUGUGUAGAUGAUGGAAAAAAGAGGAGUCAAAGAGGGGCAAAGAGGGAUGGAAAGAAGAUAAAUAAAGAAGUUGUAGGAAAUGGUGAAAGUUCGGAAAAACAAGAGGUGGAGUCAUUGGGAAUUAACACUAAGUCAAAAUCUUUUCUUAGACCCUCAAGAGUUUCCAAGAAAGAAGAAGAGCCUGUGCCAGAUUCGAAGAAAAAGAAGGAUGCUAAGCAGUGGAUUCCUGAAGAGUCAUUAACUUGCCAUCAGUGCAAGAGGAAUGAUAAAGGCAGGGUUGUGAGGUGCAAGCUUUGCAAGCGGAAACGAUAUUGCAUCCCCUGCUUAACCAAUUGGUAUCCCAAGAUGUCAGAGGAGGCAAUUGCUGAUGCCUGCCCAUUUUGUCGGGAUAAUUGCAAUUGCAAGGCAUGCUUGCGCAUGACUGGCCUUCUCAAAAAAUUGGGAAAGACACUACAUUUGGAGUUCAGUGAUGAUGAAAAAGUUCAGCACUCUAGAUACUUGCUUCAGACACUUCUUCCAUACAUUAAACAAUUUAGUCAAGAACAAAUGAAGGAGGUGGCCAUUGAGGCAAAAAUUCAAGGGCUGCUUCCAGAAGAAAUACAGCUUAAGCAGGCACCUUGUCCCUAUGACGAGCGUGUAUAUUGUAACAACUGCAGAACAUCAAUUGUUGACUUUCAUAGAAGCUGUCCAAACUGUAACUAUGAUCUCUGCCUUACAUGUUGCCGUGAAAUCCGUGAUGGCCAUUUGCAGGGUGGACAAAAGGAAGUAAUUGUGGAAUAUGCUGAUAGGGGUCUCAAUUACUUGCAUGGAAAACUUCAGUGCUCUAUGUCUUCAGGAGUGGGGAAUCUAGAGGAUUUCCCUGAGGAAAAUAACUCUAAAGAACAUAAUGCUGCAACUUCUGGGUGGAAGGCAAAUGAAAAUGGUAGCAUUCCUUGCCCCCCGAAGGAUUUUGGUGGGUGUGGUAAUGGCCUUUUGGAGGUAAGGUGUAUGUUUACAGAACAUGCUGUUGUUGAGUUAACAGAAAAGGCUGAGGAAAUAGCCAAAGCUCUCAAUCUUGAGCAUGUUCUUGAAUUUUCUAACCAACAGUGCCCUUGUUACAAUUCAGUGGGAGAAGUUGACAUUGGCAAUAAUAAUUUAAGGAAAGCAGCAUCUCGAGAAGGUACCAUUGACAACUAUUUAUAUUGUCCAAAAGCUAAAGACAUUCAGUGUGGAGAUUUGAAACAUUUCCAAAGGCACUGGGCUAAUGGUGAGCCUGUAAUUGUCAGCAAUGUAUUAGAGAAUACAUCUGGUUUGAGCUGGGAGCCAAUGGUUAUGUGGCGUGCUUUUCGUCAGGUUACAAAUACUAAACAUGACCAACAGUUGGAAGUUAAGGCACUUCAUUGCUUAGAUUGGUCUGAGGUAGUGGUCAAUAUUCACCAAUUCUUUAAAGGUUAUGCAGAUGGUCGUUUUGAUAUAGAAUCAUGGCCCCAGAUACUGAAGCUGAAAGAUUGGCCUCCAUCUAAUGAGUUUGAGAAGCUCCUUCCACGUCAUCAUGCUGAAUUUCUUUGUUCUUUGCCUUUUAAAGAAUAUACGCUUCCUCGAAGUGGGCUUCUUAAUAUUGCUACCAAAUUGCCAGAGAAAUCUCUAAAGCCAGAUAUGGGGCCAAAGUCAUAUAUUGCAUAUGGAGUUGCUCAAGAGCUAGGGCGUGGGGACUCCAUAACGAGGCUUCACUGUGAUAUGUCUGAUGCGGUGAAUGUUUUGACACACACUGCUGAGGUGAAGCUUACACCUGAACAGCUUACUAGCAUUGCCAAGUUAAAACAAAAGCACCAUGUGCAAGACCAGCAGGAACUUUUUGGAAUGAGUUCAAAGGUUGUUGGGAACAAGCCUGGCGAUGGGUCUUUUGAUACCUCUACCUGCAACAGGCAGUCUAAUGAUAUAGGUGCCGAACAAAAAGGUGAAGCUAUUGUUGAACAACAAGGUCAGGAUGGUUAUUCUAGCCUGAAUGGCAGUACUUGGGUGAGGAAAUUUGAAAUGGAAGAAAGUAGGAAUGAAAAAGUUGAUCAAGAAGAAUGCAUGGAUAAUGGCAGAUCAUCUGAAACUUUUGGGAAUAAGUUUGAAGAGGUGGAAACUGUUGAGGGAGGUGCUAUCUGGGACAUAUUCCGGAGGCAAGAUAUUCCAAAGCUGCAGGAUUACCUUGAAAAGCACUUUAGGGAGUUUAGAUAUGUUCAUUGUUGCCCAGUAUCACAGGUUUUUCACCCUAUACAUGAUCAGUCCUUUUUUCUGACUAUGGAUCAUAAGGCAAAGCUUAAGAAGGAAUAUGGAAUUGAACCAUGGACUUUUGUUCAGAAACUUGGGGAGGCUGUUUUUAUACCUGCAGGGUGCCCUCAUCAAGUCCGGAACAUUAAGUCAUGCAUAAAGGUUGCUCUUGAUUUUGUUUCACCUGAAAAUAUUGGUGAGUGUAUUCGCUUGACUGAAGAAUUCCGUGUACUUCCUCAUGAUCAUAGGGCAAAAGAGGAUAAAUUGGAGGUGAAGAAAAUGAUUGUACAUGCAGUGUGUCAGGCUGUGAAGGACUUGGAUCCAAAUGCAAAGAUUGAGCUUGCUAAUAAAGCUGAAUAAGUUGCCACUUUGUUCCUGCAUCCUCUUAGCUGAUAGUCACUUUUCAAGUGGGCAAAUAUUUUGGAGUUCUGUUUUUUGAACAUGGCCAGGUUUUCUGCAGCAUUGAGUAAGAUGUAGGACAUGGCUUAUAACCAAAAAACCAGAUGGAGAACAUAUCAACUGCCUUCUGUUUUUGUGUAUAUACCCGUAAAAUCUUGCUUGCCUUUUCUGCUCUCAGCUGGAGCCUGGUGAUACGGGUAGGUUGUGUAUUUUUGUCCAAGUGCUAUUGCUAAAUGAUAGAGGCCUAGUGCCAUCUGUUUUUGUAGCUAUUCUGACUGUUUUCACCACGGUAUCAUAUUGUAUUUUAUUUUGCAAAUGGCAAAGAAAGAUUGGUGUAAUGACUUUACUCACCAAAGGGAAUUCUGGCAAUGGCAACUGAUCUGCUCUUCAUACUGAUAUUUAUUUUGUUUUUCAAAGUUAUGACUUCUGAAGUUGAACAGUGUUAUUUUUCCUCAAAGUAAAAGCGCAUGGACAUUUUUA